Messenger RNA from Galeopterus variegatus (Sunda flying lemur), 649 nucleotides. It is a transcript of the gene SMDT1, whose product is annotated as single-pass membrane protein with aspartate-rich tail 1. The transcript is spliced from 3 exons. Lineage: Eukaryota; Metazoa; Chordata; Mammalia; Dermoptera; Cynocephalidae. The record is from RefSeq and is a predicted model, not a curated record. The coding region runs from base 63 to 386 and encodes 107 amino acids. Gene Ontology annotation, cellular component: uniplex complex; mitochondrial inner membrane. Gene Ontology annotation, biological process: mitochondrial calcium ion homeostasis; calcium import into the mitochondrion.
GGGGGCGGCACCCGGGCCGAGCGGAGGGGUCCGGGUGCGCGGGCGGGGGAAGGAGCUGGGAGAUGGUGUUCCGAGCGGCCCGCUGGCUAGCGUUGGCACCCGUCCGAUCUGGGGCUCUCCGGAGAGGGCCGAUCUUGAGGAGAGGUGGCGAUGUCUCUGCCGUAUGCGGCGGCUCAGGUCGGAGCCCGGUACCGUCGAGGUCAGUCAUCGCUACCCGCAGCGGCGCCAUUUUGCCCAAACCCGUGAAAAUGUCCUUUGGCCUUCUCCGUGUGUUCUCCAUUGUGAUCCCCUUUCUCUAUGUUGGGACACUAAUCAGCAAGAACUUUGCUGCUCUGCUUGAGGAGCAUGACAUUUUUGUUCCAGAGGACGAUGAUGAUGACGACUAACAGGACAUGGAGGAAGUACAGAAAGGAGAAAGCACUAAACUUAACAGAUGGUGAUGCUCUUGGCCUUUCUUCCUUCUCUAUCAGCAGAAGGGCUCAUGGAAAGCCCUCAGUCUCCCAUGUCCAGUGAAGUCUCCUGCAUGGUCUGUGACCACAACCCAGAUCCCCAAGCUCUGGGAGGUUCCCUGAAAUGUGCUCUCCAUUGAGCAUUGGAAAAACAGUCAAUUAUGAAUAAACAUAAUAAAUAUCAGCUGUGAAUGACUGAA